Messenger RNA from Xyrauchen texanus (razorback sucker), 2367 nucleotides. Its product is annotated as protocadherin alpha-2-like. Gene Ontology annotation, molecular function: calcium ion binding. Lineage: Eukaryota; Metazoa; Chordata; Actinopteri; Cypriniformes; Catostomidae. Gene Ontology annotation, cellular component: plasma membrane. The record is from RefSeq and is a predicted model, not a curated record. The transcript is spliced from 2 exons. The coding region runs from base 1 to 2367 and encodes 788 amino acids. Gene Ontology annotation, biological process: homophilic cell-cell adhesion.
AUGGAUGAACAAAGGCGUAUAUGGGAAUACUGGUGGAUUGCUUUGUGUUUGCUGCUGAGCAUCGGACGGCAUGUUUCAGCUCAGAUAAGAUACUCUGUUCCAGAGGAAAUGAAAGAGGGAUCUGUUGUAGGAAAUAUUGCUAAGGAUUUGGGACUUGACGUGAGAACUUUGGUGGGCAGACGGUUCCGUAUCGUGUCUGGUUCUAAAGACGCAUUUUUCCAGGUAAAUCAGAACAAUGGCGAAUUGUACAUUCAUACAAAGAUAGACCGAGAGACGCUCUGCGAAGGCAAUGGAGCGUGCUUAAUAAAUCUCAAAACUGCAGUCGAAAAUCCUCUAGAAAUCCACUACGUUGCAGUGGAAAUAACAGAUAUCAACGACAAUCGUCCUAGUUUUUCUGAGCAGGUUCAACAUUAUGAGAUAGCAGAACACACCCAUAUAGGAACGAGCUUCCAGCUGCAAACAGCCCGGGAUCUGGAUGCCGAACCGUAUUCUGUUCGCUUGUAUAAAAUGAGUCCGGAUGAAAAUUUUGAGAUUGACAUCAGUAAUAGUGAUGAAGAGAAAAUUCCGUUUUUAGUGUUAAGAAAACCUCUUGAUCGCGAGCACAAGGCAGAACAUAUAUUGGUUCUGACGGCCCUCGAUGGCGGAAACCCUCCAAAAUCAGGAACCCUCAAUAUCACAGUCAAAGUGUUGGAUAGUAAUGACAAUCGCCCUGUGUUUAGUCAAGACACGUAUUCUGUCACUUUACAAGAGAAUUCAUUAAUCGGGACAACAGUAAUUAAAAUAAAGGCGAGCGAUGCCGACGAGGGCUCGAACAGUGAAGUUGAAUACUCGCUAGGUAAAAUUUUAAAGCGCAAAAUCUAUGAUGUAUUUCAGCUGGAUCGCAUUACAGGCGAAAUAAAAGUAAAAGGCGAGGUAGAUUUUGAGGACACAGAAGUUUACAAACUUGAUGUUGUGGCUUCAGACAAAGGUCAGCCUCCUUUGUCUUCCCAAGGUCGAGUUAUUAUAAAGAUUCAAGAUAUAAACGAUAAUCAGCCUGACAUUGAGCUGACGUCAUUAUCUAAUGUUGUCGCUGAGGACUCUAAACCUGGCACAGUGAUUGCUCUGAUCAGUGUCUCAGAUAAAGACUCUGGUGUCAAUGGCAAAGUUGUGUGUAGCCUGUCGGAAAGAGUCACUUUUGAAUUGAAACCCUCUUUUCAAGACAACAUGUACUCCUUAGUGACUAAAGGACAUUUAGAUCGCGAACUCGUGCCCCAUUAUGACAUCACAAUCACAGCCACAGAUCUAGGCCAGCCUCCUUUAUCAUCCAUUAAAACUUUAAGCAUCCUGGUUGCAGAUGUGAAUGACAACCAACCGGAAUUUUCUAGUAAUUUCCUUGAGCUUUACUUGUUUGAAAAUAAUGACCCUGGAGCCUCCAUAUUCUCUGUGAAAGCAUCUGACAAAGAUGUGGAUGAAAAUGCGGCGAUAUCUUAUAAAAUCAUUAGAGGGGCGGGAACACAGAACGACAUAACAUCACUGUUGAAUAUAAACUCAGAAACAGGAGUUAUUCACUCGCGUAAGAGUUUUGAUUUCGAAGCAAUUAAAAAGUUUCAGUUCCACGUGCUCGCCACCGACUCUGGAAGUCCGUCUCUGAGCAGUAACGUGACCGUGAACGUGUUUAUUCUGGAUCAGAACGACAAUGUUCCGGUGAUCUUAUAUCCGGUCAGUGCUAACGGUUCUGCUGAGGGUGUGGAGGAGAUUCCCCGCAAUGUGAACGCGGGUCAUUUGGUGACUAAAGUCCGAGCCUAUGACGCAGAUAUCGGAUACAACGGCUGGUUAUUAUUUUCACUGCAGGAAGUUAGUGAGCACAGUCUCUUUGGUUUGGACCGCUAUACAGGACAGAUAAGGACCCUUCGCUCAUUCACAGAAACAGACGAGGCCCAGCAUAAACUGGUCAUACUGGUCAAAGACAAUGGGAACGUGUCGCUCUCAGCAACAGCGACUGUGAUUGUCAAAGUUGUGGAGCCCAAAGAGGCUUUUGCAGCUUCUGAUGUGAAAAACGCAGUAAAAGACGAGGAGGAAAACCACGUGACAUUUUAUUUGAUCCUCACUUUGGGCUCGGUUUCAGUGCUUUUUCUCAUCAGUAUCAUCGUGUUGAUUGUAAUGCAGUGCUCCAAAUCUACAGACUGUUCAUCCAAGUAUUUACAAGAGGCAAAUUACGACGGGACUCUGUGUCACAGCAUCCAGUACAGAUCUGGAGACAAACGGUACAUGUUAGUUGGACCCAGAAUGAGUCUCGGUUCUACUAUAGUCCCGGGCAGUAAUGGGAAUACUCUAGUGAUACCAGAUCGCAGGAGCAGGAGAGAUUCUGGAGAGAGACGCGUUGCGUGA